AUGCCCCUAGAAGGAGGCACCUACUGCACUGGUAGCCGUCAUAUGCCCCCGGACCACGCAGAGGAGGCAUCUACUGCGACUGGUAGCCGUCGCACGCCCCAGAGCCAACCCGCUACCCUGUACAACAGCUUGCUCUUUGAGAGCCACCGUACAAACGGCCGUACAAACACACGACCAGCACCACCCACCCCCCCCCCCCAGACAACGGCUGUACGAACGCAACUAGCCCCCCCUCCUGACAGCUGUACGAACAAGCAACCAGCCCCCGCCCUAGAGCUAACCUGCUACUCCGCACAACAGCUUGCUCUUUAG
Messenger RNA from Lindgomyces ingoldianus, 312 nucleotides. RefSeq lists its product as uncharacterized. The record is from RefSeq and is a predicted model, not a curated record. The coding region runs from base 1 to 312 and encodes 103 amino acids. NCBI's taxonomy places the organism in Eukaryota, Fungi, Ascomycota, Dothideomycetes, Pleosporales, Lindgomycetaceae. The transcript has 4 exons.